Messenger RNA from Microthlaspi erraticum, 1743 nucleotides. Lineage: Eukaryota; Viridiplantae; Streptophyta; Magnoliopsida; Brassicales; Brassicaceae. The record is from the annotation of a GenBank genome assembly.
AUGGAACAUCAAUCUGAAGACUCGCAUACUAUGUUCUCAAAGCGAUUGGAGGCUAUGGAGCUCUUGCUCGCGCGACUUCCAGGAGUAGCUCCUCCAAUCACCAAAAGUGCUCCUAAUUGCUAUGCAGACACUCCCUUCACGGAUGCCAUCGCUUUGGUUGAGAUGCCAAAGAAGUUCAUCGUCCCUUCAAUGAAGAUGUACGACGGGACGACCGACCCUGAUAAUCAUAUAGCCCAGUACAAGCAACGCAUGUUCACAACGGCAAUAGCAAAAGAAUAUCGCGAAGCUAGUAUGUGUAAAGGAUUUGGAUCUAGCCUCACGGGACCAGCUCUUCAGUGGUUUACGAACCUACCGAACGCGUCAAUCGACUCGUUCGCGUCAUUGACAGACCGCUUUGUUGAGCAAUUCGCGAGCAGCAGGAACAUAGAAAGGACAGCCGACGAUCUCUAUGAAGUGAUACAGAAGAGAGGAGAACCGUUGCGCGAUUACGUAGGUCGCUUCAACAAAGAGAAAGUAUCCAUUCCGGCAUGUGUCACGUCCACUGCCAUCUCUGCAUUCAAAAGAGGAUUGCUCCCAGACAGUGAUUUGUACAAGGAACUGACGAAGUACCAGUGCAGAACGAUGGAAGAUGUGCUAUCUAGAGCAUGGGCUCAAAUAAGGUGGGAGGAAGACCCUGCAUAUCGACACCUACUUUCCCCACGAUCUGAUUCGCGUGUUGUUAGGAACGAGCGUCCCUCUCGAGAUGACAGACCGUACCAGAGACCACGCAGUGAAAGCACUAGCAAGAGAAGCGACAGCAGAAGCGACCAUCGACCACUCAACCAAAUUGAGAGCGACCAACGCUCAUCAUCCACAUGGCCAGACAUGAGUAACCUCGCAAUAUCUCCUGCAGAACUAGUCAAUGUUCUUAAUCAUAUAUCUGGAGUAAGAUGGCCUCAAAAGAUGAAAGCACCAGGGGAACGAAGAGACACAUCAAAGUGGUGCGACUUUCACUCUGACCAUGGUCAUAGAACAGAAGAUUGCAUCACGUUGAGAAUGGAAGUAAACGAGCUACUAAAAAAAGGUCACUUGAGAGAACACUUGUCCGACAGGGCUAGAGUCGCAUCGACGACAGAAGCAAUGACGAGAAUAGCUAGAACUCAUCAUGGAGAUGUCAAAGCUAUAUGCGAGCGACUGUCGAAGUGCACGAUUAGCUUUGCUUCAGAUGAAGAUAAGUGUGUCCUAGCUCCACAUCAUGAUGCAUUAGUCAUAUCUUUGACAAUCGCUAAUAGUCUGAUGAAAAGGACACUCGUUGAUAAUGGGAGUUCGACCAACAUUCUCUUCAUGGAUGCUUACAAAGGAUUAGGGCUGGAUGAGAAUGCACUGACGCGAAAAUCCACACCACUGGUAGGAUUUAGCGGUGAAGUAAAGCAGACCAUAGGAGAAGUGACGCUGCCUGUGUAUGCAGGAGGAAUUAACCGACAGACAAAGUUUCUGAUACUAGAUUGUGCUACUGCGUACAACGCAAUUAUGGGACGUCCCUGGAUUCAUGACAUGGGGGCAGUGCCAUCGACACUCCAUCAAACCAUAAAAUUUCCUACUCCAUGGGGAGUCAAAGAGAUCAAGGGAGAACAAGAGCAUGCACGUUCAUGCUACCAAACUACCCUAAAAGGGAAAGGUCAUGAGCUAUAUCAACUAGAGAUCCAAUCGUCGAUUCCACAUACCAAAGAAGCAGAGGUGGAACAACUCUGUGAGAUCCACUGA